AUGACUAUCAAGCAGGACACCGAGGCAUCAGCCAGCACCCUGCUGGCUGACCCUUCUUUGCUGGAGAAGAUUGACAAGUUAUUUGCUUGCAAUGUGGGAGAGCACAUCAAUCUGCCACAAUUAGUCGUUGUUGGGGACCAGUCAAGUGGGAAAAGCUCUGUCCUAGAAGGCCUAACCAAGUUGAAGUUUCCUCGAAACAGUGGAUUGUGUACCCGAUUUGCGACACAGAUUAGAUUCCGAAGAGACCCAACUUUGAAGUCCCGAACAGUCAGCGGCUCUAUUAUCCCAAAACGGUCAGAUGAAGGAAAGGAAAGUCCCAGCUGGACCGUUUCAAAUGUCGAAGCAUUGAACGAGACAGAGUUUGAGACCAUGAUGGCUGAGGUUCAUGGGGCAAUGGGCCUGUCGACCUCGAUAGGAGAUGGUCUACCUACUUUCUCUUCCGACGUCCUUCUACUGGAGAUUCGUGGCCCGCUUGAAAACCAUCUUAGCGUGAUUGAUGUACCAGGGAUUUUCAAAACUACAACGCCUGGUCUAACAUCAAAAUCAGACAUCUCCCUCGUGAGGGAUAUGGUACUUGAUUAUAUGCACAAUCCACGGUCAAUUAUGCUAGUUGUUGUGCCAGCAAAUGUAGAUAUGGCAACGCAGGAGAUAAUCGAGAUUUCCAGAGAACUCGAUCCAGAUCUGUUGAGAACCUUACGCAUCCUCAAAAAACCAGACCUUGUGGAUAGGGGGGCUGAAGACAAGAUUAUUGAACUCGUGGAAGGGAAGCAAGAGUGUCAAGGAUUAGGCUGGGUGGUAGUCAGAAACCUUGGUCAGAAAGACCUUCACGACUCAUCCAAAAGUCGUGACCUUGAAGAGGAGAGUUUCCGAAAUUCACCACCGUGGAACCAACUCUCAACUGAUAACUAUGGCAUUGGAGCCUUGAGAGCGCGAUUGCAAAUACUUCUGACGUCAAAUGUGCGACGGGAGUUUCCAUUAGUUCGAUCUGAGGUUUCGAAGAAACUGAAAGGAUGCAAGAAGAUGCUUGAAAAUCUUGGAGAAGAGCGUGUAACCGCCGAUCAGCAACGGAAAUUUCUGCUUGAGAUUGUCACGAAGUUUCAACGUAUCACUGAGAAUGCUCUUCACACGAAUUAUGCGUCAGAAGAUAAAUUCGACAAGGAGCCUGAUUUGAGAUUGGCAACGCUGGUUGCAAAUCGCAAUGCAAAGUUUUCAGACGACUUCCUUUCACAUGGUCAUCUAUACGGGUUCAAGUCACAUGCACAUGAUGAGGACUCGGAAUUUCAGCCAAUUAUCCCAGCGACGUCUACGUCAAGCUCUGUCGAUGCUGUGGUCAGUGGAGAUUUUGACGGCGAAGAUGACGAUGAUGGAAAAAAUCCAAAGCAUGAUUCAAUUUUCAGCCAGAAGCUUAAGGCUUGUGAUGAUAUCCAGGAUAUCCUCUAUGAUUGUGUUCAAAUUGAGGACUCCAUCCCGCAAGGGAUUCUUUGCUGGAUUGAAGAUCUGUACCAAGAAUCUCGUGGGUUUGAAUUGGGAACAUUUAGUUCUUCGAUACUUCCAACCGUCAUGAAGAGACAAUCCGCUAAAUGGCCAUCCCUGGCUCAAGGCUACAUUUGUGACAUAGUCACAAUGGUUCACAAUUUUACUACAAAAGCCUUGAGCGCGUGUUGUGGGGACCGCAGAUUAUGUCAAAAUAUCUUGGUCUACCUGAUAGAAGACCUCACGAAGAGAUACCGGCAGGCACUUUCCAUGACAGAGACUCUUCUUCGAAUUGAAAGAGAUGGAACUCCAAUGACACAGAAUCAUUACCUGAACAGUAAUUUGCAAAAAUGUCGCCAAGAACGCAUCACUUCGGCAGUGAAGAAAUCGUCAUUUUCCGUGGACCACAGCGAUCUCUCUACCAGUCAAUGUGUGCGAGUGUCCGAUCUUACUCAGAUCCACCACAUGAGCAAUACUCAGCAGACUGUGCAGGAUAUUCAUGAUAUUUUGAAGUCCUAUUACAAAGUCGCGCGGAAAAGGUUCAUUGACAACAUGUGUAUGCAGGCAGCCGAUGACAAUCUGGUUACAGGCCCUGACGCUCCGAUGAAACUAUUUUCCCCAUCGUGGGUCUACAAUCUCCCGCAUGAACAACUGGACGAAAUCGCUGGAGAAGAAGCAUCUGUUCAGCGAAACCGUCGCUCAUUGCAGAAACAAAUGAAGGAACUCGAGGCUGGAAGAAAAAUUUUGAUCUGA
Messenger RNA from Penicillium verhagenii, 2226 nucleotides. RefSeq names its product dynamin family protein. The coding region runs from base 1 to 2226 and encodes 741 amino acids. The record is from RefSeq and is a predicted model, not a curated record. The transcript is spliced from 4 exons. Gene Ontology annotation, cellular component: cytoplasm; microtubule; membrane. Gene Ontology annotation, molecular function: GTPase activity; GTP binding; microtubule binding. Lineage: Eukaryota; Fungi; Ascomycota; Eurotiomycetes; Eurotiales; Aspergillaceae.